Messenger RNA from Protopolystoma xenopodis, 331 nucleotides. NCBI's taxonomy places the organism in Eukaryota, Metazoa, Platyhelminthes, Monogenea, Polystomatidea, Polystomatidae. The record is from the annotation of a GenBank genome assembly.
AAAAAAGUUGUCAAACUUUUCUCAUUCAAAUGAUUGGAAGCAUGCGGACAACUAUGUAGGAAAACGAUAUCUGGAAAAGGUAGACCGAAACGUCUACUUCGACGAUGUCAAGCUUCAAAUGGACGCUAAGCUAUGGGGAGAAGAAUACAACCGGCAACCUUCUGUUUCAAAACAAGUGGAUAUUUUUCAAAUGUGCGUUGUGGAGCUUAGGGACCUCCCUGAAAAGCCGCUCUAUCACCUAGAGAACUUCAUUGAAGGUACCUAUCGGAAGUAUAACUCGAAUUCUGGAUUCGUCGAUGAUUGUAUGCGUAAUACUCCCCAACCUCAUUAG